Ostreobium quekettii is the source of this 345-nucleotide messenger RNA. Lineage: Eukaryota; Viridiplantae; Chlorophyta; Ulvophyceae; Bryopsidales; Ostreobiaceae. The record is from the annotation of a GenBank genome assembly.
AUGGGGCGAGCCAUGGGAUAUUAUGAUUCAAACAUGUCUGGCCCUUCGGAGCAGGGCCCGAUGCUCUACCUGGCGAUGCACUGGGCGUCUCGGCAGGCCGAGUGCCGUUCGUUCAGCGACCCCAACAAGUGGCACUGCGGGGUGCGGGACGGCAUUAGCUGUGGUGGAUGGAAUUGGCCUCAAGCCCUUUUUGCAGGCUGCUGCAGCCUACGUUGGAAAUUGCCAGUGGGCUUGUGUGCAGCCAUAGGCAAGGCUUGCCGGCAGGGCGGCGGCCAAGUUUGGCAUGUUGCCCUGGUGACUUGUGACCCUCGUGUACAAACGUGGUCAAACAUAUCUGUUGAUUGA